AUGGCCGAAGCAAUGGCAGAAGCAUUAAAAAUAAAUUCAACAUUAACAAGUCUUCGUUUUCCAGGUAACAAUGUAUCGGGUGAACGCGGGAAAGCAGUUGCAGAAUCAUUGAAAAUAAACUCAACAUUAACGAGCCUUGAUAUUGGAUAUAACGAUCUAUCGGAUGAAGGAGCCAAAGCAGUUGCGGAAGCAUUGAAAAUAAACUCAACAUUAACAAGUCUUGCUAUUCAAUAUAACCAUCUAUCGGAUGAACGAGCCAAAGCAGUUGCAGAAGCAUUGAAAAUAAACUCAACAUUAACAAGUCUUGAUAUUGGAUAUAACAAUCUAUCGGAUGAAGGAGCCAAAGCAAUUGCGGAAGCAUUGAAAAUAAAUAGCACAUUAGAAAGUAUUAAUAUUCAAGAGAACAAUAUAUCGGGUGAUGGGGCCAUAGCAGUAGCAGAAGGAUUGAGAGUUAACUCAACAUUAACAAGUAUUCAUAUUGGAAGUAACGUAUUAUCGCAUGAGGGGGCCAAAGCAAUGGCUGAAGCAUUGAGAAUAAAUUCAAAAUUAAGAAAUUUUGAUAUUAGAACUAACCAAAUAUCGGAUGAAGGGGCCCAAGCAAUGGCAGAAGCAUUGAAAAGAAAUUCAACAUUAACAAGUCUUAGUGUUCGAGCUAACAGAAUAUCGGAUGAAGGUGCCAAAGCAAUGGCAGAAGCAUUGAGAAUAAAUUCAACAUUAACAAGUCUUGAUAUGGAAAGUAACCGAAUAUCCGAUGAAGGGUCCAAAGCAAUGGCUGAAGCAUUGAAAAUAAACUCAACAUUAACAAGUCUUGAUAUUUCAUAUAACCAAAUAUCGGAUGAAGGGGCCAAAGCAAUGGCAGAAGCAUUGAAAAUAAAUUCAACAUUAACAAGUCUUGAUAUUAGAUAUAACAAUAUAUGUGUUGAAGGCGCGAAAGCACUUGCAAAAACACUGAAAAUAAAUUCGACAUUAACAAGUCUUCAUAUUACAUAUAACGAAAUAUCGGAUGAAGGAGCCAAAGCAAUGGCAGAAGCAUUGACAAUAAAUUCAACAUUAACAAGUCUUAGUUUUCGAGGUUACGAUAUAUCGCACAGUGGGGUCAAAGCAAUUGCAGAAGCAUUGAAAAUAAAUUCAACAUUAACAACUCUUGAUAUUGAAUAUAACAAGUUAUCGGCUGAAGGAACAAAAGCAGUUGCGGAAGCAUUGGAAAUAAAUAGCACAUUAGCAAGUCUUAGUGUUCGAGGUAACGAUAUGUCGGAUGAAGGGGCGAAAGUACUUGCAGAAGCAUUGAAAAUAAAUCGCACAUUAACAAGUCUUGAUAUUUCAUAUAACCAAAUAUCGGAUGAAGGGGCCAAAGCAAUGGCAGAAGCAUUGACAAUAAAUUCUGCAUUAACAAGUAUUCAUAUUGGAACUAACCUAAUAUCGCAUGAAGGGGCCAAAGCAAUUGCAGAAGCAUUGAAAAUAAACUCAACAUUAACAAGUCUUGAAAUUGGAUAUAACAAUCUAUCGGAUGAAGGAGCCAAAGCAAUUGCGGAAGCAUUGAAAAUAAAUAGCACAUUAGCAAGUAUUAAUAUUGAAGCGAACAGGAUAUCGGUUGAUGGAGCCAUAGCAGUAGCAGAAGGAUUGAGAAUUAACUCAACAUUAACAAGUCUUCAUAUUGGAAGUAACGAAAUAUCCGAUGAAGGGGCCAAAGCAAUGGCUGAAGCAUUAAAAAUAAAUAGAACAUUAGCAAACUUCAAUAUGCAAGCUAAUAGUACGUCGGAUGAAGGGGUCAAGGCAGUUGCAGAAGCAUUAAAAAUGAACGCAACAUUAACAAGUAUGACAAUUUCGUAA
This is a messenger RNA of Didymodactylos carnosus, 1830 nucleotides long. The record is from the annotation of a GenBank genome assembly. NCBI's taxonomy places the organism in Eukaryota, Metazoa, Rotifera, Eurotatoria, Philodinida, Philodinidae.